Linum tenue is the source of this 630-nucleotide messenger RNA. Lineage: Eukaryota; Viridiplantae; Streptophyta; Magnoliopsida; Malpighiales; Linaceae. The record is from the annotation of a GenBank genome assembly.
AUGGGAAGACCAAGGAGAAUUCUCAACGACUUGGACGGAGAAGACGACAGUUGGGUGAUUGUGAAAAGGCAGCGAGUCACCAUCUUUAUUCCUCCGCCACCGGAUGCUGAGAAACCCCCACCGGUGUUGCCGUCCCCUGCACCUACCAGUGAGAAAGCCACGCCUGCAGAAAUUGUGAACGCUGGUGAAUCAACAGAUGCUGCCACGGUCGAGACUUGUGCGAGGAUCUCGCCCGAGGAGGCAGAUGCGGUUCGAGUGGAUCACGGCAGGGCUGGUACUACUGCCACUGUGGUCGGAGUAUCAAGAACAUCAAGAAAUGUCAAGCAGCCGAGACUGUUUUUGCCUAGGCAGAGUAUAUUCGACAGUGGGGCGGCAUUGAACCAGACGCUGAGGGCAUCGCUCGUGGAGAGGAAGAUCGAGAAGGCCGGUGGGUUGAGCAACUGGUUGGCGUCGCUAGGGUUGGGUCAGUUCGUGAGGAUCUUCCGCGACAGGAGCGUUGGCAAGUUUCAGCUGGUGAACCUGACGAUGAAGAAGCUGAAAGAUAUGGGUGCUGAUGCUGUUGGUCCGAGGAGGAAGUUGAUGCAUGCUAUCGACUGCAUUUGCCAGCCAUACUGCUUCGGUUCCAAGUGA